AUGGCUAUAUCAACCGCUUUACACAGUUGUUUAAUCUUUUUGAUCGAGUAUGUUUUCCUUAAAACCAUUACAGAGGCCUUGAAAGCGUACGAGCACAAGCCUGACUGCUUCAAGAAGGCAGCAAGAGCCUUGCGUAAAGAAUGCAAAAGCGUUGACAUGGAUGAGGAUGAGAAAAUGAAAUUUGCGAUUAGACUGGCGGCUUGCGAGAUUGCCACAGCUAAUAUGCCUGUACCUGUUGAUUGCCGCGCCCUUAGCCCAGAGGGGGAACAAGCACAAAGCGAAUCUGCUACGCCGGCCAAUAUCCGACGAUGUGUCCAGUAUGGACUUAGGAUUGCCCACUUUUGA
Molecule: messenger RNA, 345 nt
Organism: Lobosporangium transversale
Lineage: Eukaryota; Fungi; Mortierellomycota; Mortierellomycetes; Mortierellales; Mortierellaceae
Exons: 2
Coding region: 1-345 (114 amino acids)
Source: RefSeq, a predicted model, not a curated record